GGUCCACGGCGCGCGCGGCGGCGCGGGGCGGAGCGCAGGGAUCCUUCGGGAACCGUGCGGGUGCCUGCGAAGGGCGAGUUGGCAUGGGGGAGACCUCGGCGGACACCGGAGCUCCGGCCGGUGGCGUCGGCCCCGCAGGGUCGCUGAUUCCGGAGGCGGAGGCAGCGAAGCUGCUGCCUUUCCUGGCGUCCGGGGCGCGGGCGGACCUGCAGGCGGCGGCAGCAAGACAUGUGCUGGCGCUGACCGGCUCGGGGCCAGGCCGGACGCUGCUGGCUGGCCAGGCGGCUCUGCUGCGGGCACUGGUCGACUUGGCGGUGGCCCCGGCCCCGGCCAGCGACGGCCUGGAGCGGCUGGUGCUCGCGCUGUGCACGCCCGGCUACAAUGCCCGUGCGCCCCUUCAUUACCUGGGGCCACUGCUCUCCAACCUCAGCCAGCGUCCCGCGGCGCGCGCCUUCCUGCUGGACCCCGACAGGUGCGUGGUCCAGCGGCUGCUGCCGCUUACCCAGUACCCAGACUCCACGGUGCGCAGGGGCGGAGUGGUGGGGACGCUGCGAAACUGCUGCUUUGAGCACCGACACCACGAGUGGCUGUUGGGACCCAAGGUAGACAUUCUCCCCUUCUUGCUGCUGCCCCUGGCUGGGCCUGAGGACUUCUCUGAGGAGGAGAUGGAGCGGCUGCCCGUGGACUUGCAGUACCUGCCGCCAGACAAGCAGCGGGAGCCAGACGCUGACAUCCGCAAGAUGCUCAUUGAGGCCAUCAUGCUGCUGACAGCCACGGCACCUGGUCGGCAGCAGGUGAGGGACCAGGGAGCCUACCUGAUCCUGCGUGAGCUGCACAGUUGGGAGCCAGAGCCCCACGUACGGGUGACUUGUGAGAAACUCAUCCAGGUGCUUAUUGGGGAUGAGCCGGAGCAUGGCAUGGAAAACCUGCUGGAGGUGCAGGUGCCUGAGGAUGUGGAGCGGCAGCUGCAGCAGCUGGACUGCCAGGAGCAGGAGCAGUGCGAGCGAGAGCAGCAGGAGUGGGAGCUGGCCCCAGAGCCAAAAGCAGAGGGAGCUGCACCUACCUGAGGCCCCGCAGCCCGCUACCAGCUCUGGGCCUUCUUUCACUAGCCCAUCAGCCCUGGCUUCCCAGACCAGGCCUUCCCGCAGCUGUCAGCCUCUGGGUCCCCUUGCUCGGAGGCCGUGCCCUGCUGAGGAGAGCUUCGCUUAACUCCAUGCUGAGGGCUCUAGGGCACCUGCCCCACACACAUUGGAGGGUUGAGGGUACCUGCCUAUGUCCUGUUGCUUCCAGCAAGAAUGCAGCUUGCUCCCAUGGCUUGGCUCUCCGGUACCUCCAGGGAGGUGGCCAGUGGAGCCAGGGCCCCCUCCCAGCCAUGGCAGUCAUGGUGUUGGGGCCAGACCGAAACAUACUGCAAACCCGAGAGACCAGCUAGAGCUUCCCAGUUCCAGGGGUGCUACAGGGUCUGGGCCUAGGUGGGCAGCCAGGUGCAAGCAGUGUCCCUUGCCGCCAUUCCCACCCAGGCCCCUUCAUCCUGGCCCUCAGCUUGUCCUGUCUGACCGCCAGCCUCAGUGCGCUUUCUUGACUUUCAGCAGCUAUAGCCUGUCCUGGGGUCUCCUCGGGCUGUACCCCCCGGCUGUCCUUGGAGCAUUUGCUGGGUGCUGCCCCUCCUCCAUCCUCUCCACCUUCCCUCGACCUGUGCCCUGGCUCUGCCCUCAGCGCCUUGCCAGCUCAAGUCCAGACUGACCCGAUGGCCCUGUUCUCCCCGUCGGCAAGGCCCGCCCCCUCGUCAGCCUCUGUGGGUCACUGCACAGAGCUGCUCUGUCGUGCCUGCAGUCUUGCCCUUGGCCCAGGCCCUUGCCCUAACCACCCCAUGGGCCCAGGAACCUGGUUCUCCCCUGGCUCCCUGUGUGGUUCCCCCAGUUCUGCAGCUGCCAAGCCAAGUUCCACAGGCUUUCAGUGUACCCCUCAACACACUGUGUUCCCUCCCUGGACCCCCCCCACCGAACUUGUACCAUCUUUGCACAGGACCUGAACGUGAACCCUCCCAGGGCUUUUGUGCCACAGUGCAGCUUGGUCCCCAGGGGUUCCCAGCACCCCCAGUCCUCAUGCCUCCAGUCCUGGUGCUGCCUCCAGAGCCCCAUUAAAACUUCACUUGCGGAUGUGGGGACUCAGCGCCCCAAGGCCAGCCGCCUUCUUCCGGCACAGAUGACACACUCCCAUCUCCACAGAAUAAACGUUUUUCUGGCCUCG
Pteropus alecto (black flying fox) is the source of this 2250-nucleotide messenger RNA. It is a transcript of the gene HGH1, whose product is annotated as HGH1 homolog. Bases 84 to 1067 code for a protein of 327 amino acids. The record is from RefSeq and is a predicted model, not a curated record. The transcript has 7 exons. NCBI's taxonomy places the organism in Eukaryota, Metazoa, Chordata, Mammalia, Chiroptera, Pteropodidae.